Molecule: messenger RNA, 1130 nt
Organism: Pistacia vera
Lineage: Eukaryota; Viridiplantae; Streptophyta; Magnoliopsida; Sapindales; Anacardiaceae
Product: NDR1/HIN1-like protein 6
Exons: 1
Coding region: 240-995 (251 amino acids)
Cellular component (GO): plasma membrane
Source: RefSeq, a predicted model, not a curated record
UAGUUAUAAUGUUGUUGUCUUCGAUUCUCACUCACAAAGAGGAAGAAGAUAACGCUCUCAGUUUUCUUUUAAACUUAAUUCCAUUUCCAUAACAGAUCUUCUCUUUCCAAAACUGAAGUUCUUAUUCUUCAAUUCUCUUCUUGUUUUAGCCCCUUCAACUCUUCAUUUUAAACCAAAUACAGAGACUGUCUUCAAUCUCUCAAUUCUCUGUGUUUCACAAGCUUUCUUUUGAACCAAAAAUGGCGGACAGAGUCUAUCCAUCCGCAAAACAAAACAUAAACGGCGCAAACCCUGCUUUCCCUGCUACAAAAUCUCAACUAUACGGCGCCAACCGUCCCACCUACCGCCCGACGCCUCGCCGCCACCGUUACCGCCGUUCCUGCUGUUGUUCCUGCUGUCUUUGGAUCACUCUCACCAUCAUCUUCCUUGUCUUCCUUGUCGCCAUCGCUGGCGCUAUCAUUUACGUCCUCUACCGCCCUCACCGCCCCUCCUUCUCCGUCUCCUCCCUCAAAAUCACAACCCUAAACCUCACUUCGUCGUCCACCCUCGUCACCAACAUCAAUUUAAACGUCACGGCGAAGAACCCGAACAAAGAACUCGUUUAUUACUACGAUCCCAUCAGUAUCUCGCUCCUCACGAACGACGACGAGAUCGCCAUUGGCAGCGGUUCGUUUCCCGCCUUCGUGCAUGGGACGAAGAACACGACGCUGCUGAAAACGAGCAUAAAAGGGAACAGUCAAGCGCUUGACGACGCCUCCGCCAGUAAGAUAAAGAGUGAAAUGAAGAGCAAGAGUGGCCUGCCGUUGAAGAUAAAGUUGGAGACGAAGAUGAAAGUCAAGAUGGGAGCAAUCAAGUCUCCCAAAGUCCGGAUUAGGGUUUCGUGUGACGGCAUCAGAGCGACGGUUCCGACGGGGAAGACGGCGACCACGGCAUCGACGUCCAACGCCAAGUGUAAGGUUGACUGGAGAAUCAAGAUCUGGAAAUGGACGUUCUGAGAAAAACUAUUAAAAUAUAAUUAUAAAUUUCCCAAGGUGUUAUGUCAGUAAAUUUUUUUUUUUUUUUUUUUUUAGGGGGAUUAAUUUGAUAAUUCUUUAUCAAUUUUUUUCUUUUUUGUGGGUGAUUUUUUUUUU